AUGUGGCUUCUCCCCAGCUUCCGAGCCGGCCUUGCCUGGGCUCUCCUUAGCGUGGUUCUGGGGAUGGAGUUAAGUCUGCAGGAAAGUUUACUGUUAAAAUCCUUGGGUCUGAGCGCCAAGCCCAGCCCGAAAACCCCCGUUCCUGUGCCGCCUGUGCUCUGGAGGAUCUUCCAGAAGAGAAAGACGCUGCCUUCUACCAACAAAGACCUGGCAGAUGCCUGUAGGGUGGAGGAAUUUAAUGUCCCUGGAAACAUCAUCCGUGUCUUCGCUGACCAAGGCCACUUCAUUCAUAACGGGCAGCCCCAGAGGUUGCUGUGUCUGCAGAAGCGUCUGUACUUUAACCUCUCCGUGCUGGAGGAGGGCGAGCGCUUGACGAUGGCUCAGCUAGAGAUCAAAUUCAGCCACAACUCCUACCACGCCUCCAGCCAGGGGCAGGUUUUUGAGCUGAGGCUCUACCAAGCCUCCCAGAUGUCUCUACGGGGGAUGCCCUCCCAGGGGCACGGCCGAAAGCUGCUGGUGGAGCAGUCCUUCGCCCAGCUGCACAAGUCUCUUCUCUUCAACCUGAGCGGGGUGGCGAGGGACUGGAGGACGUACAGCAGGAAUCUGGGCUUGAUCCUGGAGAUCUCGGUGAGCGGUGGCACGUCAGCCCUGACGAGCGGGGGGCUGCAGAGCCCCUGCGCCAGCAUCGACUCCUUCCUGGAGGCCUCUCUGCUGGUGGUGACCCUCAGCCAGCAGCAGUGCAGGGCUUCCAGGAGGAGGAGGAGUCCUCACUACACCCCCGUCACUCCGAGCAACCUCUGCAAGUCCCGGCGGCUUUACAUCAGCUUCAGCGACGUUGGCUGGGAGAACUGGAUCAUCGCCCCGCAGGGCUACAUGGCUAAUUACUGCCUGGGCGAGUGCCCCUUUCCCCUGACAGCGGAGCUGAACAGCACCAACCAUGCCAUCCUGCAAACCAUGGUGCACUCGCUGGACCCGGAGGGGACCCCCCAGCCCUGCUGCGUCCCCGUCAGGCUGUCCCCAAUCUCCAUCCUCUACUACGAUAACAACGACAACGUGGUGCUGAGGCACUACGAGGACAUGGUGGUGGAUGAGUGUGGCUGUAGAUAG
Gavia stellata (red-throated loon) is the source of this 1107-nucleotide messenger RNA. RefSeq names its product growth differentiation factor 1 (gene GDF1). The transcript is spliced from 2 exons. Gene Ontology annotation, cellular component: extracellular region. Bases 1 to 1107 code for a protein of 368 amino acids. Gene Ontology annotation, molecular function: cytokine activity; growth factor activity. The record is from RefSeq and is a predicted model, not a curated record. Gene Ontology annotation, biological process: SMAD protein signal transduction; BMP signaling pathway. Lineage: Eukaryota; Metazoa; Chordata; Aves; Gaviiformes; Gaviidae.